AUGGCGGCAAGCUCGAGCGGGCUGCAGCUGACAGCAGGCAUCAGCCUGGGUCCUUUUGCGCUGGGCGAUACACUCUGGGAUGUUCUCGGCCUGCUCCGUUCCGAACGACUCGCCUUUCCUACCGUGCGCGUCGUCCAUGGCGAGCAGAAGCCAUCUGUCUCGCCGAUUGUGCUCAUACUGAGCAAGCCACCCUUACGACUCGUCUUUCCGGGCUCGACACAACGGUUAUCGCUCAUUGAGGUCGAAGCGCCGGGUGAUCAUGUCAUCUACAGAGCCAAAACGCUCCGUACAGAGCGAGCACAAAGUCCCACCUCAGCCAGAGAACGUCUGUACGCUACCCGACGCAGCCUGUCGCGUCUAUUCGGACCGACCUACGCGCCUGUACCCCAUCCUGGCUACCCGAACGAGCAGCUCGUCGCUUACCCGGGAGCAAUGUUUGGCUAUGCCACGCCUUCCGACGGCUCACACGAGACCGUGGAAGAACCGCUGACGAGACUGAUCGUCACUUGGCCUUCGUUGACUCAGACGACGCCAACGGUCGGAUUGACACGCGUUAUGAACGAAGCCAUCUACUUGCCAAUCGCCAAGCCCAGCCCAGCAGAAGAUGAUGAUCGUCAUCUGAAUGGAUUGAAAAGCGUUGAUGUGCUGCUCAGCCCAAAGGCAGGCUGCUCAGCCAUCAAGCUGCGAUGCUUCUCCGACUCGCCACGAGAUAUCGUCAUUCGGCUGAACGAGACGACAAGCGAGGACCUUUUCUGCGACCUCGGACCACCGCUACGGCAGUUCUACAAGGAGGAUGAUCGUCUGACGAUACACUCGCAACAUACAGUCAGCGAAACAGGCAGCAACCCAUGCUUCUACUCCUACUUCAACCUCGGCAUCGAAUUCCUCGUCAGUCCGGACAAUCUCGUCAUCAAGAUCAUCCUUCACAGCAACCUACCGGGACAAGUCCUUUUCGGCAGCUUUGCGCGAGCAAACUGGAUUCUCCGACGGGAAGAUGCUUCAGAGGACGAGACGGGCAUCAAUGGAGACGAGAUGCCUGCCAUUCGCACGACAAUUGCAUCGUGGGGCUUGUCUAAUGAGCCCAUGCAACCCAUGCAGCUUGAUCGAGCGGCAGAUGCACUCGAUCUGACGCUCAAAGCACCCACCCGACUCGUUGGCUACCCGAAUUGCGUCUUCGAAGUCACCGAUUCGAAGACAGUCGAGACUUUGUGGUUGUUCUGA
Messenger RNA from Mixia osmundae IAM 14324, 1221 nucleotides. RefSeq lists its product as uncharacterized. Lineage: Eukaryota; Fungi; Basidiomycota; Mixiomycetes; Mixiales; Mixiaceae. Gene Ontology annotation, cellular component: trans-Golgi network. The transcript is spliced from 5 exons. Gene Ontology annotation, biological process: Golgi to plasma membrane protein transport. The record is from RefSeq and is a predicted model, not a curated record. The coding region runs from base 1 to 1221 and encodes 406 amino acids.